GGUUUACAUGGGUUUAGUGCUAACUCACCCUUGCCCUUUCUAUUCUGAUAUGGGCUCUUUCCUACCUUGUUCUUUCCCUGUUCCCCCGUGUCCCACUAAUGUUAUUUUCCUCAGAUAGACUUCUUCAGGCAGUUCUUAAGCUGUAAGGGAUGGCUGGGUUGUUUUUUGUUUGUUGGUUUGGUUGGUUUUUUUUUUUUUUUGUCUGCUGUGGCUUCCUACUGACCCUACAUAAUCUAAUAUUCUUUUGAUAUCAGGAAUUAUCUUUUGGAACUUCUGCCCAGAAGUUCUGUCAUUUCUAUCCUACCACUACACAAUAUUUCUUUCCUGUGCCAGUGCUAGACUGGCUCUGAUUUAGGUGCAGUCUUUUAGGUACAACUUCUACAACUUUGCGUAGAAGUUUGUUCCCUUGAGCCACGGGUCUCUGUGACUUUAAAGUCUCAUUUUUUUAAUACCAGUUUUAAGUCAGUACAGCUGGAUGCCUGCAGCUCACCACAUCCCAGCUCAUAAUGUGUGUGAAACUAGAAGCAUUGCAAAGGAAGCUGAUGUAGGUGCCUGGGUUGCCUUUCUAGCAAUGAAGUUUAGCUUCCCGCUCUUCUCUCCUGUACUUCCCUUUGUCGUUAGUUUCUGUCUUGGCCACGAGAUUUUUGUCUUGGUCGUUGCUAGUAGCCUAUUCAGGUUUGCUUUUUUUUUUUCAGGAUUUCCCAGUCUGGUGGUGCACAGGGAAAUCUGCAGCUGCUGCUACUUGAAAUGAGACAGUCUCUUGCUGUUCCUGCUGCCCGCACCACCCACACAGGGUAGCUGAGAUGGCCCUAGGGAAAAGUCAGGCUCCUUUUGCCAGCUGGAUUGCCCUCUUUGGCCACUGCCCAGCUCCCAUUUUUUUAGGAGACCUGCAGAUCUUGAAACCAGUGCUGCGGAAGAGGGAAGCCGUGGGCUGUAAUUGGAAAUGGUGGUUUCACCGUGACCUGAGUGGGCUGGAAGCUGAAGCCUUACUGAAGGGACGAGGUGUCCAUGGGAGCUUUCUGGCCAGACCCAGUCGGAAGAAUCAGGGGGAUUUUUCUCUUUCAGUCCGUUGCCUCACUGGACUGCUCUGUGCAUCAUCCCACAGGGUUGGUGAUCAGGUAACACACAUCCGCAUCCAGAAUACCGGAGAUUUCUACGACCUGUACGGAGGGGAGAAGUUUGCCACCUUGUCAGAACUGGUGGAGUACUACACACAGCAACAGGGCUCGCUGCAGGACAAGGAUGGAACCAUCAUCGACUUGCGAUACCCGCUCAACUGUUCCGACCCCACUACGGAGAGGUGGUACCAUGGGCAUCUGUCUGGCUCUGCAGCUGAGUCGCUUCUCCAGGCCAAAGCUACCCCUUGGACCUUCUUGGUGCGGGAGAGCCUCAGCAAACCUGGGGAUUUUGUCUUGUCCGUCCUCACCGAUCAGCUCAAACCUGGGUCCGAUGCUCCACCAGCUGGGGCAACAAGUGCCACUGGAGCCCGGCUCAAAGUCACACACAUCAAGAUCAUGUGUGAGAAUGGACGCUACACAGUUGGAGGUGCCGAAAUGUUUGACAGCUUGGCAGACCUGGUGGAGCACUUCAAGAAGACUGGAAUUGAGGAGGUGUCUGGUUCCUUUGUGUACCUGAAGCAGCCCUAUUACGCUACAAGGGUGAACGCUGCUGACAUUGAGAAUAGAGUGCAGGAACUGAACAAGAAGAGUCUAUCUGAGGAGACAUCCAAGGCUGGAUUCUGGGAGGAAUUUGAUAGUCUGCAAAAGCAAGAAGCCAAGCAGCUGUUUGACCGUCAGGAGGGUCAGAGACCCGAAAACAAGAGCAAGAACCGAUACAAGAACAUCUUGCCCUUUGAUCACUCCAGAGUUAUCCUCCAAGGAAGGGACCCAAAUAUACCUGGAUCUGACUAUAUCAAUGCCAACUAUGUCAAGAACAACCUGAUCAGCCCAGAUGAGCGCACCAAGACCUACAUUGCUAGCCAGGGUUGCCUGGAUGCCACAGUCAAUGACUUCUGGCAGAUGGUGUGGCAGGAGAACACACGCAUCAUUGUGAUGACUACACGGGAGGUAGAAAAAGGGCGGAACAAAUGUGUGCCUUACUGGCCGGAGGUGGGCAGCAUGAAGGAAUACGGUCCCUACCUUGUGGAGAACGCUGGGGAGCACGAUGCACUGGAGUACAAACUCCGGCACCUCUGCGUGUCUCCGAUGAAUAACGGUAAGGCUGUGCGUGAGAUCUGGCACUACCAAUACCUGAGCUGGCCUGACCAUGGUGUACCCAGCGAGCCAGGAGGAGUUCUCAGCUUCCUUGACCAAAUAAACCAGAAGCAAGAGAGCAUCCCAGAUGCAGGGCCUGUUCUGGUGCAUUGCAGUGCUGGGAUUGGCCGCACUGGGACUAUCAUCGUCAUUGAUAUGAUAGUGGAAACAAUCUCCACCAAGGGGCUGGACUGUGACAUUGACAUCCAGAAGACCAUCCAGAUGGUGAGGGCCCAACGCUCAGGGAUGGUGCAGACAGAAGCCCAGUACAAGUUCAUCUACAUGGCCAUCUGCCAGUUCAUAGAGACGACCAAGAAAAAGCUGGAAGUUAUCCAGUCUCAGAAAGGCAAACCGAAUGAGUCUGAGUAUGGGAACAUUGCCUACCCCCCUGCAGUGAGGAAUGUGCACACCAAGGCUUCGCGAAAAUCCUCCAAGCAGAAAGAGGAGUCAAUGGUUUAUGAGAACCUGGGGAAAAAGGAUGAGAAGGUGCGGAAACAGCGCUCCUCAGAGAAGAAACUGAAAGGCUCACUAAAGAAAAAAUAAGCAUACGUUGCAGGUAGCUCUGUGGAGGUUUUGAAUCUGGGGUGCGGGAGUGGAGCUCACGUCCAGGCUGCCUGUAUUGCAUUCCUCAUUCUUGGACUGGAACAAAACCUUCCCCUUUUCUUCAGCACCACCUUUCAAUGUCCUGAACCCGACUCCUUUCCAGCUCAGCUGACCGACUUCAUUGUCCCUUGCCUGUGCAGGUCAGUGAAGGCUCCUGCUGCCCCUUCAUCAUUCAUUAACAGGAAAAAAAUCACUCCCCUUCCUUCCCUUCCUCUUUAAGCACUGGGGCCCAAACUCACCGCUGCUGGGUCAGCUUGAGAGUCUUUUUUCCCGAGGAAAAGCGAAGGAAGCUCUUUACAGGAGCUGCAGCUCUGCCCACUGCUGUGAGGUAGAGUUUAGCCUGGUAGUGUUCCCCGAAGCCUCAGCUUUUAAAGUAUGGAGGUUUCAGCCUGUUUCAUCUCAGCUACUCUGCAAUUCAACAGGAAAUUUCAUCUUUCCUUAAUACUAACCCUCUGCUCUAUGAUCCGUUGUCUAUUUGAUCCUUCGGUUAAAUGCUGUAAAUAUACCAGAAUUUGAUGAGAUGGCCACGUUUUCUCCUCUGUUUGUAAAUAAACUUGUAUUUGUUUGAA
This is a messenger RNA of Tyto alba (common barn owl), 3424 nucleotides long. RefSeq names its product protein tyrosine phosphatase non-receptor type 6 (gene PTPN6). The record is from RefSeq and is a predicted model, not a curated record. The coding region runs from base 804 to 2795 and encodes 663 amino acids. The transcript is spliced from 15 exons. Gene Ontology annotation, molecular function: protein tyrosine phosphatase activity. Gene Ontology annotation, biological process: protein dephosphorylation. Lineage: Eukaryota; Metazoa; Chordata; Aves; Strigiformes; Tytonidae.